AUGAAUUUCCCUCACUACUUGGACUCCAAAGCUGAAGUCAUCUCAUUCAGUUGUGCCAGUGCCAUGAUUAACAACGUCAAGAAUGGUUUGAUUCCAGCAAAUCCAAUGCAUAUAGUAUCUGAUAAAAAUCAUCACUCUAUAACAUUCCAUGCUAUUAAAAAGAGAAACAGAGCCAUUAGAAUUGAUAGUGAUCGAUACAUUGUUGAUGUCUACAUGUCAGAAUUUUUAAAGUAUAAUACAGUUAUCAGUUUCAAAAAAACUUUUGGUAAUGUUUCGUUCCCUGUGCCUUUUGAAGAAAUUGUUCCUGUAACACCAAUAUUUGUUCUUGAUAUUAGUUCAUAUUCUCCUUUACAACAAAAAUCAAUGAUUUUCAGAAAUGAGAUUAUGACACGUAUGGAUGAUGUUCAUAAUGAAUACGGGUAUGGUAAGUAUCCUCAAGAUUUCGUCCAUAGACCUCCUUCAAAGAUCCCAGGUAUUAAAACCAAAGAAUUUUUCACUCAAUCAAUUGUUAAAAAGUCACUCAGAACUCAAUUGAAGAAGGUUCAUUACUCUAAAUUCGAAAAUGGUACUGAAUAUAAUGAAAGUGAAGAAGAUGAAAGUGAUUUCGAAGAUAUCAUUAUUUCAAAAGGAAAAUUUGAGAUACAUUACCCAGAUAUUCCAUAUGGUGGUGAAAGUUCACCGUUUUUCGGUAGCAAAAAACAAUCACCUUUUGGAAGACUUUCAUGUUAG
Molecule: messenger RNA, 729 nt
Organism: Hansenula ciferrii
Lineage: Eukaryota; Fungi; Ascomycota; Saccharomycetes; Phaffomycetales; Wickerhamomycetaceae
Exons: 1
Coding region: 1-729 (242 amino acids)
Source: RefSeq, a predicted model, not a curated record